This is a messenger RNA of Trypanosoma brucei brucei TREU927, 1551 nucleotides long. RefSeq lists its product as hypothetical. Gene Ontology annotation, biological process: regulation of mitochondrial mRNA stability; mitochondrial RNA processing. NCBI's taxonomy places the organism in Eukaryota, Euglenozoa, Kinetoplastea, Trypanosomatida, Trypanosomatidae. Gene Ontology annotation, cellular component: ribonucleoprotein granule; mitochondrial matrix. Bases 1 to 1551 code for a protein of 516 amino acids. Gene Ontology annotation, molecular function: RNA binding. The record is from RefSeq and is a predicted model, not a curated record. The transcript has a single exon.
AUGCGGAGCGCGUUGCGUCGGUGUAUUCUGCGCCAUCAAGGUUGCCUUCGAAUGAAGCAGUCCCUUUCCGCUUUUCCUACUGUUGUGACUGGUAUGACCCGCCAUCAAGGCAACUCUCUCAUUGGCACAACUCAUGGAGCGGAGUUAUCCCUGGCGGGUGAUCCACAGAGUGUAUCGCACCUCUCUGCUCGCAAUAUAGCAACAGAGGCCCUGCAAAUGAAAAAACUGCACCAGGAGCGCGGUGGAAAUCCCAUGUUAGCGCAGCAGGCACGCCGUGUGCUUUUCGCCACAUCGAUAGCGGGUCAAAACCUCGACGCUCGUUCAGUCGCUUUGUUGCUGAAUACUGCCGUUUACUUUGGUAUGGAGAGUGAUGCAAAGUUAGUGAGGGAGUGCAUCGACUACUGUUUGAAAAACGACAAACUUAUAACAGUGGACGUGCUGCCUAUCGUCGUUACCGCUUGUGCGACACUGAAGUCGCGUGACGCGCGUGAAGUUAUUGAAAUGCAAGCACAGAAAGCCGCUCGCAAUGCCAAAUUUCUUGAUGCUAAGGAUGUAACGAAUAUUAUAAGCGCCUUCUCGAAGACAGGUAUUAAUCACGAAAAACUCUUUGCUUUCCUAUCGCGGCGGGUGCAAACACUCGCCCGCGUAGGUGAGUUCGAGGCGGCACAUUUAGUUAUACUUGCCAACGCCUUCUCGCGGCUACGUUACCGAGAUAAAUUCCUUUUUGGUGCCAUCGCCCGCCGAGCGAUGUCGUUACGGGAACGUGUAACUGUAAAUGAGUUGGUGCCUCUCAUCGUGGCAUUCUCUAAAAUUGGGUUGAAGGAUCCGAAACUAAGCAAGAGGUUCGCCACCAAGGCCAUGGAGUACGUCGAUCAAAUGAAUGCCGAACAGGUUGCAAGCAUGUUCAUGGCUUUUGCUUACUUUGGCAUCCGUUACGAUCAGCUCUUUGGUGUUCUUACGAACCGCGCGGUGGAGCUUAUUGAUGAAUUUAACGCGCAGUACAUCAGUACAACCCUCAAUGCGUUCCAGCGCAUUGGCAUUAAUAACCCUGAGUUAUUUGACAACUUAGCAGAGCGUGCGCUUGCUGUAGUACAAGACCACGACGCGCGGGAUAUUUCCAAAACAGUUACCGCACUUGCACACUUUGGGCUGAAGGACGAAGAGCUAUUUAAGCGGCUUGCCUCUCACGCUGCCAGCAUUGCGGACCAGUUUGAUGCCAUGGGCCUUGUGAAUACCGCCCACGCCUUUGCCCGCACAAAUUUUCUUCAACAGGAUAUGGCUGUUGCGCUCUCAGAGCGCAGCGUGUACGUGUGCCGCUUACUGGAUGCAGGGGAGACGCGCCGACUCUUGUGGGCACUAGCUAAAUUUCAAGUACGCGAUCCAAAGAUAUUAACACCUGUGUUUAACCGCUGUCUCGCCCUGCACUACGACUUCUUUGCGGAUCCAACGGGUAGCGAAGAAAUUGAGGAGAUUUUCGACUUUUAUGGCCCUAACUUCUGUCCCCCGUUGUACCAGUUGUAUAUUUCCCGUGGGUCUACACCGCAAGCAUAA